Neofelis nebulosa (Clouded leopard) is the source of this 4046-nucleotide messenger RNA. It is a transcript of the gene C9orf72, whose product is annotated as C9orf72-SMCR8 complex subunit. Gene Ontology annotation, biological process: autophagy; endocytosis. The coding region runs from base 900 to 2345 and encodes 481 amino acids. The record is from RefSeq and is a predicted model, not a curated record. Gene Ontology annotation, cellular component: endosome; autophagosome. Gene Ontology annotation, molecular function: guanyl-nucleotide exchange factor activity. Lineage: Eukaryota; Metazoa; Chordata; Mammalia; Carnivora; Felidae. The transcript has 13 exons.
GCCUGGUCCUGGGAAAGGCCAGGGGCAGGUGGUGCGCGGUGAACCCCGAGUCGGGGUCCGAGAGGAGAUAACUGCGGGGUGGGAUGGUGGCCCGGGUUAUACCACAUAGCUACACAAUUCGAAUCGAAGUUUCUAGAGAUUGCUGAUGUCUUGUAAAUUUGGGGAGCGAUUCUAAACUGGGCUGUGCGCCCACUGUAUGGGUAAUGACUUUCUUCACAGCUCCGAGGUUACACAGACUUACUUAAAGGAAGUGACCUUUGACUUGAGCAUCACUUGGCUGAUGGUAUCUUUUGCAGAAAGAAGUGCCCUGAUUACAUGACUACUGUGCCCACACGGGGUCUGAGUCACCCCGUGAACUCACCAGUCUUCUGUAUUCAGCAGAGGGAGGUCAUGAACUUGCCCAAGAGAGAUGGCCCUUUGAGAAACACUGGAGAUUGCUAGCUGGGCUCUAGCAAAGUAACAGCCUGGUUGUGGCCAGUGGAUAAUUUUCGAUUCCGACUGUUCCCAUCCCUCACCUGUGAUGCAAAGCAAGGGGACACAAUACCAGUGGGCCAGCCAACUUUGUAAAUACCAGUGAGAGAAGAGACGGCUGAUUUUUAGCAAAAGUUGAAGAAAAAGCAAAGCUUCAAACCUACUACUCUGCCAGAAGUUUUACAGAUGGAGUGGCAAGCCACCGUGUCACCCAAUUUGGAUCCUGGCUUCCCUCAAAAGACUCUUAUGGCUAUUGCUUGAUUACCUUCUGGAGUAGCCAACUACAUAUAGAUAUAUAGAUAAAAGACUAUUGGUUUUGGCCUGAUUUUUUGCAGCCACCUUUAUAUAUAUGGAUUUUCCUUACCAAGGAUGAUGACUUUAAGUAUAUCCCUGGAGCAUUUGGAUAAUGUGAUAGUUGGGAUGCAGUGAUGUCGAAUCUCUGUCCACCACCAUCUCCAGCUGUUGCCAAGACAGAGAUUGCUCUAAGUGGUGAAUCACCUCUAUUAGCAGCUACCUUUGCUUACUGGGACAAUAUUCUUGGUCCUAGAGUAAGACACAUUUGGGCUCCUAAGACAGAACAGCUACUUCUCAGCGAUGGAGAAAUAACUUUUCUUGCCAACCACACCUUAAAUGGAGAAAUCCUUCGAAACGCAGAGAGUGGGGCUAUAGAUGUGAAGUUUUUUGUCCUUUCUGAAAAAGGAGUCAUUAUUGUUUCAUUGAUCUUUGAUGGAAACUGGAAUGGAGAUAGGAGCACAUAUGGUCUAUCAAUUAUACUUCCACAGACCGAACUUAGCUUCUACCUCCCGCUUCACAGAGUGUGUGUUGAUAGACUAACACAUAUUAUCAGAAAAGGAAGGAUAUGGAUGCACAAGGAAAGGCAAGAAAAUGUCCAGAAAAUAGUCUUAGAAGGCACAGAAAGAAUGGAAGAUCAGGGUCAGAGUAUUAUUCCAAUGCUUACUGGUGAAGUAAUUCCUGUAAUGGAGCUGCUUUCAUCCAUGAAAUCACACAGUGUUCCUGAAGAAAUAGAUAUAGCUGAUACAGUUCUCAAUGAUGAUGACAUUGGUGACAGUUGUCAUGAAGGCUUCCUUCUCAAUGCCAUUAGCUCACACCUGCAGACCUGUGGCUGUUCAGUCGUAGUAGGUAGCAGUGCAGAAAAAGUAAAUAAGAUAGUGAGAACAUUAUGCCUUUUUCUGACUCCAGCAGAGAGAAAAUGUUCCAGAUUAUGUGAAGCAGAAUCAUCAUUUAAAUACGAGUCAGGGCUCUUUGUACAAGGCCUGCUAAAGGAUUCAACCGGAAGCUUUGUGCUCCCGUUCCGGCAAGUCAUGUACGCUCCCUAUCCCACCACACACAUAGAUGUGGAUGUCAACACUGUCAAGCAGAUGCCACCAUGUCACGAGCAUAUUUACAAUCAGCGGAGAUACAUGAGAUCUGAGCUGACAGCAUUCUGGAGAGCCACUUCAGAAGAAGACAUGGCUCAGGAUACAAUCAUCUAUACAGACGAAAGCUUCACUCCUGAUUUGAAUAUUUUUCAAGAUGUCUUACACAGAGACACUCUAGUAAAAGCCUUCCUGGAUCAGGUCUUUCAUUUGAAGCCUGGUUUAUCUCUCAGGAGUACUUUCCUGGCACAGUUUCUACUCGUCCUUCACAGAAAAGCCUUGACGCUAAUAAAGUAUAUAGAAGAUGAUACGCAGAAGGGGAAAAAGCCCUUUAAGUCUCUUCGGAACCUGAAGAUAGACCUUGAUUUAACAGCAGAGGGCGACCUUAACAUAAUAAUGGCUCUAGCUGAGAAAAUUAAACCAGGCCUCCACUCAUUUAUCUUUGGAAGACCUUUCUAUACUAGUGUACAAGAACGAGAUGUUCUAAUGACUUUUUAAAUGUGUAACUUAUUAAAUAUAUUUUGUCACCAUGAUGAUUGCUGCUGAAGUAGCUCAGUGGUGUGGGAAACAUCAUUCCCUUGGGUCAUGUCCCAGACUCCUACUUGGCAAUGCAGUUAAAGUUAGUUACACUACACUUGUCACAAGUCUGUCAAGGGAUGUCCGGUGCAUUGUUACAAUGGAUGCAUCUUUUCCUAGGUGUGCUGUCUUGAGAUACAGACUUAUGUUUACAGUUAGAGUAAAUGUUCCUGCUAUCUUUUAAAGAUACAAUAAUAAGAUAUGAACUUGACCACAACUACUGUUUUUGAAAUUUACAAUUCAUGGUUUACAUGUAUCAAAGUGAAAUCUGAGUUACUUUUCACAGAUAUAAUACUAGUUGACUUUUCAUCUCUUGGUAUUCCUUGGUAUGUAAGAUUACUGUAAUACUUUUAUAAUCAGCUGAAAAUUAGAGCAUCUGAAUCAUUUCAGUUCCACAAAAGGAACUUAGUUGGAACAUAGGUUAAGUAUUAGAAAGAAUGUAUUGAUCAAGCAGAUGUUUAAUUCAAAUUAAUUAUUAGAUCCUCCUUUGUAGACUGGGUAGUCCUUAGGGUUCAGUCUGUGUAGAAAUAUCACGCAGUAUGUAUAGUCCGGAUUAUGGCAAACCAGUCAGGGUAUUUGUGUGUGUGUGUGUGUGUGUGUGUGUGUGUGUGUGUGUGUGUGUUGAGCUCUGUCAAAGACAAUAGAGGAAAUUGGAUUUUAUGUUUUAGUAGUUAUUGCAAACUAUUUAAAUUAAUUUUUAUUAUUUUUGAGCCAAAUUGAAAUGUGUACCUCCUGUGCCUUUUUUUUUCUUGGAAAAUAUAAUUACUUGGAAGAAGUUCAGAUUACACUAGUCAGUCAUUUUUAUCUUGUUUUCCUCCUGCGUAGUCUUACCCUCAUUUGGCAGUUGUAACUCCAAGAUUAUGAAAUGCAAUGGAGAAUAUACUAACUAGUAAGAUCCUUUUACAGGAACAGAGAACAGUAUCUUGUCCUUUUCCUUCUCAAAUUUCUGCCCUUACUUUUGAGGUUAUUGCCAGGUCUAUUUGCCUCUGCAUCAUGUGAGGAAAACAGGAGAAACUUUAUUGAUGUGCUAUUUUACUAGGUGCUACUUUGGCGGAACUAAGUGGUCAAUUUCUUUUGUUUCCUUAAUGUCUUUGGACCAUUGUGCUAGCUGUAAACUGAUUAAUAUAAUUCUUUGCUAGAACCGUUUUGACAUAAUAGUAUAUAGAAGCAUAAAAAUUAUUUUUAUUUAAAACUGUGGAAGUUACACAAAAGGGAAAAGUAUUUAUAAGAAAGGGAUAAAAGUGACAGAGCCCCUCUGCCAUUGCUCACCAAAUGGAACCAAAACUAACAUGUUAUGUUCUGAAAGGUCCUAAUUACCUUUCACAUCACUAAUAAGAAGAGUGUAGACAUCUUGAUUUUUAGACACAAACCGAAUGAGAUGACUGGUGCUCUGUGGUGCACUCAUGAAAGAAUUUACAGAUACCACCUUAUUGUACCCCUUACUCAGUGCUUCUUAUGUGAUUGAUUAUUAAAGAGUGCUGACCGAUUAUUUUCUUUUGCUGGUUUAUUGUACUGUUACAUGGAAUGCAAGUUGUACAGUGAACUAAGUUAUUAAAGCAUGUGUAAACAUUGUUAUAUAUCUUUUCUCCUAGGUGGAGAAUUUUGAAUAAACUGUCUUUGAAA